Messenger RNA from Alosa sapidissima (American shad), 773 nucleotides. Its product is annotated as predicted GPI-anchored protein 58. Lineage: Eukaryota; Metazoa; Chordata; Actinopteri; Clupeiformes; Clupeidae. The transcript has 2 exons. The record is from RefSeq and is a predicted model, not a curated record. Bases 7 to 453 code for a protein of 148 amino acids.
GCCCUCAUGACGAGCACCCGCAUCCAGCUGUAUGAGGUCAACCAGCGGACCCUGACGCAGUGGCAUAACCAGAGGAGCAAAGCCAUGAUGAGGGACACCAUCGCCAUUGCGGUUCCGGGGCCCAGCGCUCCCCAGACUGCAGCGGAGCCCCUGCCCGCCCCACGGACUCUGCUGCAGCAUCCUGAGCAGCCAGACCAGCCCCUCCAGCACCACCUGCCCACAGACGCCUCUGGUCUGGCUGCCACCAUCAGAGGGCCGCUGGCCCCGGAACUGUAUGACCUCAUCACGGCCAGCUCCUCCACUGCCUCCUCCUCCUCCUCAACAGCCACCCCACAAACCAGCACCGCCCCAUCAACCAGUGCCAGCGCGGACGCCACCGCCGGCGCAGAGACUGGUGCCACCUCCUCCGCAGCCGCAGCCGCCACUGCUCCAACAGUGUCAAGGACUGCCUAGGAGAAAGAGCGCCGUGCCCGGGAGCUGGGAGAGGACCUCAAGCCAGUGAAGAAGGUCACUCACUUCAACUGCAGGCGCUGUGGCCAACCUAGAACCAGAGAGUUUGGCCACAGUCGCUACAAGAAGGAGACCUUCUGCUCCCGGGCCGAAGGGAGAGGGAGAACAGUGGCUGGCAGAAAUGAAGCUGAGGGAUGAGGCAGUUCCCCCUCCUUGAGUGGACACUGUGUGUGUGUGUAAUGGGGCAGCUCCCCCUCCCUGAGUGGACACUUUGUGCGUGUGUGUGUGUGUGUGUGCGUGCGCGCGUGUUUGUUUGAGAGGGG